AUGGCUGCGCUCUUCAAGGACUCCCCCGAGUAUGAGGCCCGCAAGAAGGUGCCCUUCUCGCCGCCUGCCAUCACCAUCAAGGAUGUCCAUGCUGCGGUCCCGAAGCACCUCUUCAAGAGGAGCACGGAGAAGUGCCUCUACUACGUCGGCAGACAUGUGGCCGUCUCCUUCGCGUUCUACCUGUGUGCGACGCGCAUCGACUCGACGGUGCUCCGCAUAGCGUCGCAGCACGACCUAGGCAGCCGAGCGGUGUCUGCGCUGCGCUACGCGUUCUGGGCAUUGUACUGGUUCUGGCAGAGUGUCGCAUUCACCGGUCUAUGGACGCUGGGACACGAAUGCGGUCAUGACGCGCUCGCCCCCAGCGCACUUCUCAAUGCUGUGCUCGGCCUUGGUCUGCACACCUUUGUACUCACUCCAUACUACGCGUGGCGCGCAACUCAUCGCUCUCACCACAAAGGGACAAACAACCUUGAUCGUGACGAGACAUACCAUCCGCAAACACGCGAGGAGCUGAAUCUACCCCCUGAGCAUGUUGCGACGCCAAUGGACUACAAAGAGCUCAUCGAAGAAACGCCACUAUACACACUGUGGAAGAUGGUGAUCCGACAGUUCCUGGGCUUCCAACUGUACUUGAUCCACAACCGAAAAGGCAACCCGAAGUAUCCGCCGUGGACGAGCCACUACAAGCCCUCGUCAUUGCUGUUCAGGCCAGAAGACCGCCCCUAUAUCAUCCUUUCGGAUGCUGCUAUGGCAGUCAUGAUCUGCCUCCUUAGUUUUUGGAUCCACAGCACGAGCUGGAACAACGUCUGGAGACUCUAUGUGGUCCCGUGGCUGUGGGCCCAUAACUGGUAG
Molecule: messenger RNA, 852 nt
Organism: Postia placenta MAD-698-R-SB12
Lineage: Eukaryota; Fungi; Basidiomycota; Agaricomycetes; Polyporales; Adustoporiaceae
Exons: 9
Coding region: 1-852 (283 amino acids)
Biological process (GO): lipid metabolic process
Molecular function (GO): oxidoreductase activity
Source: RefSeq, a predicted model, not a curated record